UGCCGCUGUUCACUGCAACUGCUCGGUUCGGAUUCGCUCCUGCUCUUUUAACCGUUAUCCGGGGCAGCUUAUAUCCGGAAAUAUCCCGCGUAUCCGAAAGAACUUCGUGUAAUUUACCUAAUCACAGGUAAAAUCCGAUCGUGCCGAAAUCUAGUGAAAAUUUACUAGAUUAACUAAGUUAGAGCACGAUUGGUCUACCAAACUUGUCGGUUAACUUUCCAUUGAUUAGCUGGAAACAUUAAUCAUCCGCCAUGGCCAAUCAAUUGUUUUUCCUGAGCUUGGCGGACAUAUUUUCCGUGUAUCCGGCAAUUUUCAAGGAACAGAGCAAGAAGCUAAAGAAGACCAAGCAGAUAUAUCUGCCCAGCGAUGAGGAAUGGCAGGACAAGAUGUACUACAUGUUGUUGGAGAUCCAGCGCCAUGUGAACGACUCCUCCGAUGAUACCAUAUCCCUGCACGAAAUCAACAAGAAGGAAAAGCCCAUGUUCGAUCCGUUGCGUAUUACCAAGAUCAUAUCGCCUGGUGUGAGUCCCAAUGGACGUCGAAGCAGGGCCCUGAAAUACUGUCAUUCCACCACCGUCAAGGUUAAGUUGAAGACCGGAGCACGCUGGUCUUUGCCCACCAUUGCCAAUGCCGCCAAACUCCUCCGCAAAACACCGAUUCUGGUGGACUUUCAAAAUGAGCAUGAUAUGCGAUUGGCCUUUUCCUUAAUAUACGAUGUCUUUCGAUACAAGGUUGUAAUGUCAAAUGCUUUGAGCGACGUCUGCUUUUUUGAGAAACAUCCAGAGCACAAAAGCGACGAACAACGUAUUUGGCUAAUGCUCUUCGAACUGUACGAUCGUCAGUUUAAGGGUCGGAACUCCGAGGAAAAGGAUUUACAGGCUAGUCUUUACAAGGAGUGCGAAGUUACUGAACUCGCGGAGGUCCUCUGGCAACAUCGCAUUCGAUUGGCAGCCUCGAUUUCCCGGAUGAGGAUUCAGGUGGGAGCUCUUCGUCUCUCACAACUUCUUCCCAUCCAUCUUCAGAAUGAAAAGGUAGCCAUUGCAGCUGCGAAUCCUGUGGUCACCGGUUGGAUUAAUCCUUUUUUAGUGAGAAAUAAGGAAGAAGCGGAUAAGAUCCUUACCGAUAUGGGCUUUACUGUCCACGGACCCGACGAUGAGGAGCAACUUAUGGUGCAGCACUGUAAAUGGGACAAUAUCUGUCCUUUGGUCAUAUCCUGUAUUCCCAAGGACCGCAGUGAAUUCACCAAAUCCCCGCUAAUGACUAAGCAUUACUUUAUAAUGCAGGACAAGAAUUUUACUUUUGGCCCGGCCAUUAUGUCCAAGUUGAUGGACUACUUUGAACUAGAUGGCGAUAUAUUGCAGACACAUAUAGGUUCACCACGAUCCACUGCAUAUUUGGCUGCUCUUUUCUACUCCAUCAAUCGGGUGAACAACUUCUAUGUUUAUGGAGCCGGUGCAAAUCUCAAGGAGUACCGUCGCUAUAUGGAAUCCAUUGGGGUAAAUAAUAUCCGUCUGUUUGGCGAUGCCUUCACCUCGUUUCCCAUGGAAUCAAAUCGAUUUCGAACGGUGGUGGGAAUUUUUGCCACUCCACCGAACUCCUUUAGUGCCAUUUCGGAUCCCAUCGAUUUGAUCUGCUCGAGGGGCGGAGAUCUGAGUAUGCUGGAGGUCCUCACCGAAUCCGAGGUCAGCGACGAGGGUCGCCAGCGGGUGGCCAUGAUCCUUGAAGAGCAGCUGCUGACCCUCACCAUGUCGAUGUCGCGACCCCAAGUACAGUUUGUUCUGUACCAGACGCACUCCAUUGUGGGCACUGAAAACGAGGAUAUGGUGCAGCAUGUCCUGGAACUGAUCAAUAAGUUGGCUUUGGAAAAGCAUCGCAAUGCCUACAGGGAGCUGAAGCGUUUGGAGGCCAUAGCCGAGGCGGAGGCAGCUAAUAUUCCAUCUGCUGCGAUGACCAAAGAUUCGCCCAGAAAGAAGGAUAAACCCUCGGCACAACCGGAAGUUCCAGCUCCAGGAACGCCAGCUUCAUUGGCUCCUCCUUUGCCGAGAGUGGAUAGCAUAGACCUGAUAGUAACCCCCGACAUUGAUGAGUUUGUGCAGGAUACAGUGCCAGAUAUAUGCAUCAAUCAGGAUAAUUGCAUCAAACAGCAGGUUACCGGAAGUUAUUUAUCCCUAGUGCGCCGAAAAACUUUAACACAUCUGAAUGAAAAGUACCUAAUUCGACGGGCGGAACAGAGAGGACUCUUUGGCAAGCCUGAAAAGGAUUCCAAGGAUAAGUCGAGGCCGAAGACUGUGAAACUCCAGGAACAGCAAUCGGAACCAGCGCCCCAGGAUAUGGGCUAUGAUCAGAGGAACUCCGCUCAUCGAUCCAGUGCCCAGCAAAUUCUCCAGCGCCUGCAGCGAUCGACGAGCGCCAGUGCGAUCCGUUCGCACCUGACCAAGGUAUCAUCGACAUACCGGCGACCCAUCGCCUUCAACUUUAUUCGGCGCGAGUGCAAGCGGUUCUACGUUUUGCCCGUCUAUAUGCACAGCACCAAGCAGAGCAUUCGAUUAUGGUGGCAAUAUGCCUACAAAUGCGUCACUCCCGCCGCCUCGGCCAAUGCCGUCUGGAAUCCGAAUCUCAAAUUUAGGCUCUAUUGCAGCCGGCAGUUGCGCAUCCGGAAAUUGAGACGUGGUCCGUGGUCCAGGAGGCAGCCACUCCGGUUGCAUAUCAAUGACAUCAAGCUGUUGUGCCAGGUGCGCAGGCGAAGUAAAUAAAUCGAUUAUGGUUUGUUUAUCAAGCCCUAUAGGGAAGGUCUAGACUCUAGACGAAAUUCCAUUCCACAGAAGACUCUAGUUGAAAUUCACACUUUGAAAUCUUACCGCCGUUUGAGGGCAUUGCCAUCCAUGGCGAAUUUAUCGAUAAAUCAAUACCAAUCAGUGUUGAAUAAGGAAAAAAGAAAACUUUUUAAUAUUAUAAUUACUUAAUCCUUUUAAAAUAUAUAUUUCAUUUCAAGCAUAUCUUCUUUUUAUAUUUUAGUAUCAAAUUAUCAUUUUAUAUUGCAAAUGUAUGAAUUAUAAAGCAGAUCAGAUCCUAACAUCACUAAGCAUCAAUAAACUAUUUAAUUAAAUAGACUCCAUCCUGACAAAUAAGUU
This is a messenger RNA of Drosophila subpulchrella, 3131 nucleotides long. RefSeq lists its product as uncharacterized. Bases 252 to 2753 code for a protein of 833 amino acids. The record is from RefSeq and is a predicted model, not a curated record. The transcript has 9 exons. NCBI's taxonomy places the organism in Eukaryota, Metazoa, Arthropoda, Insecta, Diptera, Drosophilidae.